GCUGGGCGGGUACCGGGCGAGGCAUAACAGCUAAGGCAUGAAGAGGACCGAGCCGCGGCCGGUUCCCCCGACACGGCGCUGCAGCGCUGGGGUCGUGCAGGAGAAGCUCUUUUGGGGUCAGAGGGAGCGGAAACGGGGCGGAGUGCCUGGGCAGCGGCUGGCGACUGCUGCGGCUGCUGCCUUUGCCCUCUCCUCGCUGGCUCCCACCGCUUUGGAUCCCAGCUCAGCUGUCAAAAUGGACCUUGACAUCCAGUGUGAAGAGAUGAGCCCAACCAGAUGGGCUGAACUUCUGUCCACCAUGAAAUCCUGCAAAUCCAUCAGGCUGGAUGACUGCAAUCUCUCCAGCAGUAACUGCAAGGAUCUCUCCUCCAUCAUCCACAUGAACCCCUCCCUGACAGAGCUGAAGCUGAACAACAACGAGCUGGGGGAUGCAGGCAUUGAGUACCUGUGUAAAGGGCUGCUGAUGCCAAGCUGCAGCCUGCAGAAGCUAUGGCUGCAGAACUGCAACCUGACCAGUGCCAGCUGCGAGACUCUGCGCUCCGUGCUCAGUGCCCAGCCCACCCUGACUGAGCUGCACGUGGGGGACAACAAGCUGGGCACUGCUGGGGUGAAGGUGCUGUGCCAGGGCAUCAUCAACCCCAACUGCAAGCUGCAGAAGCUGCAGCUGGAAUAUUGUGAGCUGACAGCAGACAUCGUGGAAGCUCUGAAUGCUGCUCUGCAGAGCAAACCCACCCUGAAGGAGCUGAGCCUGAGCAACAACACCCUGGGGGACACAGCUGUCAAACAGCUGUGCAGGGGACUGGUGGAGGCAAGCUGCAACCUUGAGUUACUACACCUGGAGAACUGUGGCAUCACCAGCGAGAGCUGCCGGGAGAUCAGUGCCGUCCUCAGCAGCAAGGCAGCCCUGGUGGACCUCUCGGUGGGGGAUAACAAGAUUGGAGACUCUGGGCUGGCCCUGCUGUGCCAGGGCUUGAUGCAUCCCAGCUGCAGAAUCCAGAAGCUGUGGUUGUGGGACUGCGACCUCACAAGCGCCAGCUGUAAAGACCUCUCCAGACUCCUCAGCAGCAAAGAGACCCUGGCAGAAAUCAGCCUGAUAGACAACAACCUGAGGGACUCAGGGAUGGAAAUGCUGUGCCAGGCACUGAAAGAUCCCCGCUGCAAGCUCCAGGAGCUAUGGGUCAGGGAGUGUGGGCUCACCACAGCUUGCUGCAAGGCCCUCAGCUCUGCCCUCAGCAUCAACAAGCACCUGAAGGUCCUGCACAUAGGCGAGAACAAGCUGGGAGAUGCAGGAGUGGAGCUGCUGCGCGAAGGGCUGCUGCACCCCAACUGCAGCAUCCAGUCCCUGUGGCUGGGGAACUGUGACCUGACAGCAGCCUGCUGUGCAACCUUGGCCACUCUGAUGGCCACCAAGCAGUGCCUGACCGAGCUGGACCUCAGCUACAACUCCCUGGAGGAUGAAGGUGUCAGGAAGCUCUGUGAAGCCCUGAGGAACCCCAGCUGCAACGUGCAGCAGCUAAUCCUGUAUGACAUUUACUGGAGCUCUGAAGUGGAUGAUGAACUGAAAGCCCUGGAAGAGUCCAAGCCUGAUGUGAAGAUCAUUUCCUGAGGGGUGACUGCCUGCAGAGCACCAUCAAAGAGAUGUCCUCACCUUCACCUGAACGUUUGUUUCCUCCCAUGUAAAAGCUAAUUAACUUAAUAGAGAAUUUGCUAGCACCAAAAAGGGUUGUGGAUCCCCUCGGGGAGGGUAGGGGGGUUGUCUAGGGGAGCUUGCUCAACCUUCUGUGCAUCUUGGGGUGUGCUGGCGCCCCCCCGAGGCUGCUGGAAGCGUUGGAGGUUGUCACGGCAGCGUUACUGUCCUGGACAUCCUCUAGCAGUGGGUCUCGACCCUUUAGGAUCUCCUUUAAUCCUUUAGGCAGGCUCGAAAGAGAGCUGCUGCCCAAAGGCAGGAGGAGAGCUGCCCACGAGGGGGUGCUCCUGCCAGGGCUCUGGGGCAGCCUCUCCAGCACAACCCAACCUUUAUUUCUUUCACCUGAAAGGGAGGCUCUCCCCUGCCUUCCCCUGGAAGAGCUCUCAGCAGAGCAGUGGUGGCCAAGGCAGCAGAGAGAGGAGCUGAGCAGGUGGGCAGCUGCCUGCCUUGCAGUGGGUGUCCCUGGGGAAGUGCUUUUCCUCCCAGCAAAAGCUGCAAUCUCUGCAGCCCCCCAGGAGGUUGAUGUCUUUGCUCUGGGCACAGUUGCUUCUGCAGGAGCUUCAUUAAAGUCUUUGCAAGUA
This is a messenger RNA of Pogoniulus pusillus (Red-fronted tinkerbird), 2268 nucleotides long. RefSeq names its product ribonuclease/angiogenin inhibitor 1 (gene RNH1). The record is from RefSeq and is a predicted model, not a curated record. Gene Ontology annotation, molecular function: protein binding. The transcript has 10 exons. Lineage: Eukaryota; Metazoa; Chordata; Aves; Piciformes; Lybiidae. Gene Ontology annotation, cellular component: cytoplasm. The coding region runs from base 38 to 1606 and encodes 522 amino acids.